Messenger RNA from Sinocyclocheilus rhinocerous, 2381 nucleotides. Its product is annotated as protocadherin gamma-A3-like. Gene Ontology annotation, molecular function: calcium ion binding. Bases 75 to 2366 code for a protein of 763 amino acids. NCBI's taxonomy places the organism in Eukaryota, Metazoa, Chordata, Actinopteri, Cypriniformes, Cyprinidae. The record is from RefSeq and is a predicted model, not a curated record. Gene Ontology annotation, biological process: homophilic cell-cell adhesion. Gene Ontology annotation, cellular component: plasma membrane. The transcript is spliced from 2 exons.
GUCUGAGGACAAUAUAUGUCUUAGUAAUAGGCCUAUGAAAUUGUCUUUAAGAAUCUCCUUCACGUUUACUUAGAAUGGAAUGCACUGCAGCAUAUGCGUCGCGGCGAUCGGUGUGGAAAGCCAUUGUCCUUUAUUCGUUCGCCGUUUCAUUAUGCUUGGGAGAUAUUCGUUAUUCCUUUCCAGAAGAAAUGAAGCGAGGGUCAGUGGUCGGCAAACUUGUGCAGGAUUUAGGAGUCGAUAGGAAUACAUUUUCAUCACGGGAGCCAAGGAUUGAGUUUGAUGGAAAAAAACGCUAUUGUGAAAUCAACGCGCAGAAUGGGGAAUUGGUUAUAAAUGAAAGGAUUGACCGAGAAGAGCUCUGCGGACAAAAACCUUUGUGCACAUUAUCUUUUGAUCUCUUCAUGGAAAACCCGCUUGAACUACACCGUAUAACUCUGGAGAUUCAAGACAUAAACGACAACAACCCGGCCUUCCCCCACAGUGAGGUAAAGUUAGAUAUCCCAGAGUCCGCAGAUAAAGGGUCUCGGUUUUCCAUAGACGAGGCUGCGGACCCGGACAGUGGAAUAAAUUCAGUACAAGGUUACAGACUCUCAGAUAACCCGCAUUUCAGUUUAGCUGUACAGACUAGUGCUGAAACUGGGAAAUAUGCAGAAAUAGUGUUGGAGCAUGAACUGGACCGUGAAAAACAAGACAAGCAUUCUCUCAUUUUGACAGCUUAUGACGGGGGCAAUCCUCAGAAAUCAGGCACUGUAGUUAUACAAAUCCGCGUUUUGGACAUUAAUGAUAAUAAACCAUUUUUUUCUCAGCCAGUCUAUAAGGUGAGUGUCCCUGAAAACCUUCUGGUAGACUCAGUUGUGGUUACUGUGAGUGCCAGUGAUGCUGAUGAAGGAGCAAACGGAGAUGUUACUUAUGAAUUUAGUCAUAUGCCAGUGAAUGCAAAACCUAUUUUUUCAAUAGACCCAGCAUCGGGUGAUAUAACAAUUAAAGGGUCAUUAGACUUUGAAGACAGUCCUUCGUUUGAGAUUCGAGUUAAAGCAAAAGACGGAGCUGGUCUAGCAGCCACUUCUAAAGUAGUGGUAGACAUCAGUGAUGUUAAUGAUAAUGCUCCCUUUAUCAUGAUUAAAUCUCUUAAAACGCCGCUUAUGGAGGAUGCGACUGUGGGUACAGAAGUUGCCGUUAUAUACGUGCAGGACAAAGAUACAGAAUCUAAUGGAAAUAUUAAAUGUUUUAUUCAGCAUAACGAUCGCUUUAAACUAAUACCAUCAAUUAAGAACCACUUUGCAUUAGUAACAGCGGAAGCGUUGGACCGAGAGAGAGAAUCUGAAUAUAAUAUCACGAUUACAGCUACUGACGAGGGUUCCCCGCCCUUAACGUCAUCUAAAACUAUUAGAUUAUUUGUCGGAGACGUGAAUGACAAUCCUCCUGCAUUUGAGCAGCAGUCCUACAGUGUUUAUAUAAGUGAAAAUAACAGACCAGGCACUUCUGUUUGUUCUGUCAGUGCAAAUGACCCAGACUGGAGACAGAACGGGACUGUACUGUACUCUGUGGUUCCCAGUGAAGUCAGUGGGGUCCCAGUGUCCUCAUUUCUAUCUAUUAAUGGAGAUACAGGGGUGAUUCAUGCUGUAAGAUCAUUUGACUAUGAGCAGUUCAGAAACUUCACUGUCAAAGUUGUUGCCAGAGACAAUGGAUCUCCACCGCUCAGCAGUAACGUGACUGUGAAAGUCUUCAUAACAGAUGAGAAUGAUAACUCUCCACAGAUAUUAUACCCUGUUCCUGAUGGAAAGUCUUUAAUGACAGAAAUGGUCCCUAAAGCGACUCUCUCAGGCUCUCUGGUGUCCAAGGUGAUCGCUGUAGAUGCUGACUCUGGACAGAAUGCAUGGCUGUCCUAUCAGAUUGUCAAAUCUACUGAUCCUGGACUUUUCUCCAUUGGUCUCCAUAGUGGAGAGAUCAAAACACAACGAUACAUUUCUGAAUCUGACAAUAUGAAGCAGAACCUCGUUAUUUCAGUGAAAGACAAUGGACAGCCAUCUCUGUCUACAACCUGUGCUGUAAAUGUACUAAUUUCUGACAACCUUUCUGAAGUUCCUGAACUAAAAGAUAUGACUUAUGAGGACAGCAACUCUAAAUUAACGUCCUACUUGAUCAUUGCAUUAGUUUCUGUGUCCACCUUCUUCCUGACGUUCAUCAUACUGAUCGUGGCAGUGAAGUUUUGUCACAGGAGAAAGCCCAGACUGUUGUUUGAUGGAGCAGUUGCUGUUCCCAGCGCCUAUAUCCCUCCCAACUAUGCAGAGGUGGAUGGAGCAGGAACUCUCCGCAGCUCUUACAAUUAUGAUACUUAUCUAACCACAGGCUCCCCGCACCAGUGAUUUUAAGUUUAUCAU